AGGAAUAAGUGCCUGAGUGGUGCUGUUAGGGUGGGGCGGAGGUGUCUUUGGCCACAUCCAGAAACCCGCUUCAUUCUUCAGGCUCUUUUCUCUUCCUCUUUUCUUAAAACCCGGGCCUUUAUGACUCCAUGAAAACUGUAUUCUGUACUGAUUCCAGAGACUUCCAAGGAGUGAGCUGCCUCUCCAUUACCUCCCUGUGUGCCACAUAAGCCCUAUAUAAUCAGAGGGCUUGAAUGAAAGGCUGCCAUUCACUCCUGAAGCACCGUCAAAUACUAAUUGAACACCUCUGGGUGAGGCUCACCUAUGAACACCCACCCCACUCUAAGCUCUCAUAAGCAUGCUCGCUCAGCCACGUUCUCUGGUGUCCUAGCAACCAGAGACUCUGAUCUGAGCUCUGACAAGGACAGAGGCCAUUCCUUGCUGACUGUUAUGACUUGCCCCCCUGAGCCUCUUGGGACCUGUCUGUGCAGCAGUUCAGAUCAUUGAAAGUCACCACUCGUUCCCAAGGACACCCAGAAGCCUUGCCACAUCGACCCAUCCCUUGGCAGGAUGAGCUUCUCGGUCACGUUCGCCGAGCUGGCCAACAUAGCCAUACCACAGUGUGGGGUGGUGAACUUCAAGGCCCUUCAUCUCCUGAUCCAGGGCAUCCUGGAUCACAUCCAAAUCGGUGGGCUCAAGAAAGUUCUUUCAGGGGAAGAAGAUUUCCUUCAGACCUCACAGGUGGUGCUCAUGCCCAGGGAAGGAGAAGCCCAGCCCAUCAUCAACCCCAUGAGGAGGCUCAGCAAUGUCUUCGACAAUGUGGUGGAGCGUCUCCAAAAGUUAGAGAGUCAGGUGACUGUGAUAAGGUCCAUGCCCUCUACUACGCAGCUGCUAGAGGCCAGCGAAGGGGCCAAGCGGCCCGCCGAGGAAAUGUGGAAUAUGAUCAAGAUCCUGAAGAGAGUGGAGGGCAAUGAGGAAGCCAUAGCAAAGUUUAUGAAGACUUUGCAGGACUUGCUCACUGACCUUCAUGCACUCAAGAACACUGUUGAGACCCUCCAGAAGGACGUGGACCUGAUGAAGUAUAUAUUUGGAAAGGUAAACCCAGAAAGAAUGGAGCUUGUUUGUGAAGACUUGAAAAUACAGAACCGGAAGUUGGGUGCCCUGCAGCGGGAAGUGAUUACCCUCCAGGACAGGCUUCGCUCUGUCCCCCAAUCUGAGGACAUGGUGCUCUGGAGUGGCCUCCAUGAGGCCAUGUUCACUCAGGCACCUUCUAAGCCGGAACUGGAUAUGUCCAACGCAUGGCAGAGCUUGUCCUCCAUUCCAGAGACUGCCUUGGAACACAGUGCCAUCCCUUUUCAGACAGUAGUGCAUUUUGAAGCUGCAAGAGCCCUUGAGGAGGAGGAGCUCGCUCAGGCCCUUGAGUUUAGAGGCCCUCAGGGGCCAGAGCAGGCUCAGGCCUCCAUGUCUCAGUUUGUCACCGGGUCUGCAUUUGGGCCUGGGAAUGUACCAGGACCUAGUGGGAGGCCUGGUUUCAUCCAAGCCCCUUGGUCUAGACCUGGACUGGCUGCCCCAGGUGCAUGGCCCUUACCACCAAGAGGCUUGCCUGGGGCUAACGCUUGGCCUAUGGGUACCUUCCAGCCUAGUCUAGGUCCAUUUGGCCCUCCAGGCCAGAUGUACAGGGCUCCUUUCCCAGCCAUGGAAGUUGGAUCAUCAUGGCCUCAGCCACUGCCACAACACCAAGGUCCUAGAGCAGGAGCCCAGCGGCUUUCAGAUCUUCAAGAAAUUGACUAUCAAUAUGAGUACAUUGAGGAGUCUCAGGAAGAGAUCCCUAAGGAUGGGGCUCCCCAGGAUGGGAUACCCAAGGAAGAGGCUCCCCAGGAGGAGAUUCCCAAGGAAGAGGCUCCCCAGGAUGGGAUUCCCAAGAAAGAGGCUCCCCAGGAUGGGAUUCCCAAGAAAGAGGCUCCCCAGGAUGGGAUUCCCAAGAAAGAGGCUCCCCAGGAUGGGAUUCCCAAGGAAGAGGCUCCCCAGGAUGGGAUUCCCAAGGAAGAGGCUCCCCAGGAUGGGAUUCCCAAGGAAGAGGCUCCCCAGGAGGAGAUUCCCAAGGAAGGGGCUCCCCAGGAGAGGAUUCCCAAGGAGAGGAUGCCUCAGCGUAGAGCCCCCAAGGACAGAGCUCUCAAGCACAGAGCCUCUAAAGAUGUGGCUCCCCAAGACAGAGCUCCCAAGGAGAUGGUCCACAAAGAUAAGGCCGGGAAGGACAAGACCGCAGCAGCACACACGAAGGACUCAUUAAACAUUAAGAAGCUGAGAUCCGCUGUUGCCGUAGCUGUAGCAACUGCUGCAGCUUAUGCAGCUGCAGCAAACACAGCUGCCCAGGCAGCCAAAGUGGCUGCCAAGGCAGUCAAAGAUGUUCCCGCAACCAAAAUGGCUUCUUUAGCCUCAACCGUGGCAGCAGCAGGGCCUUUAGGGGCCUUUGCAGAUUCCCUGGGGGCAGGACUUAGCCGUGGGGCCACCAGCUUCCUUCCCUUCAGUGAUGAUGAGCUGGAAUACUUACCUGAAGACUUCACACCAGCCAUUCAACCCACCAGAACCAAAUCAGUCCUGUCCCAGGCCAUGAUAAGCGCCAUGCAGGCUGUGAGUCCUGAAGAGAAGAAGAAGGCUGUCCAGUACUCCAUGAGCCAUAUAGCCCAGAUUCCUAUCAGGCAUGACUCCCUGAAAGAAGAGGUUGCCCAUCUGUCAACCAACCUGAACCAGCGCCUAAAUUACCUAGCUAACAUGGGAAGCUCUGGAAAGCUUGGUAAUGUAGUGAAUGUCCUGGAGGAAAAGAUUUGUAACCUCCAGAAAGCCAGGCUACAGGAAGAAGAACUUGAGAGAGUUUGGGGCCACAAGAUAGAUAAAAUGAAGAGUAACUACGUGGUGCUGGACAGGAUAGUGGAAAAGCUGCAGAUUCGCAUGGAUGACUUCAAGACCCUCAAGGACGAAAUCCACAGGCUGGAUCUGAUUAAAGCAGAUAAAACCAUAAUGGAUCAGGAGCUGAAAGAAAAAGCUGACAAGGAUGCCUUAGCAAGCAAGGCGAGCCGAACGGACCUGGAGGUGGUGGCGAUGGAGCUGAACGAGAUGGUCCAGAGCAUGCUCUUGAAAAUCUCCACCCAGGAGAGUGACUGGAAGAAGUCACUGAAGCACCUCAGGAAGGACCUGAACACCAAGCUGGUUCACAGUGAUCUGAAUAGCUUGAAGAGGGACGUAGAAGAGGUCUGGAAAGUAGUUCGGAAGCUUCUGAUAGAAGGCCUGCGAUUCGACCCAGACAGUGCUGCAGGCUUUAAGAAGAAACUGUUCGAGCGUGUGAAGUGCAUCUCCUGUGAGCGGCCUGUAGAGAUGAUGACCGGCCCACACCUGAUCACCAUCCGCAACACCCGUGGGCUGUCACAAAUGAGGCCAGCCAGUGCCAACAGCUUCGAGUAUCUGCAGAGGCAGCUGAUGAGGGAACAGCAGCAGCAGCAGCUGCAUUUCCGGAACUUUGGAGUCCAGGAAGAGGGUCUGGGCUCCCAGAAGGACUGGGGUGAUGGACCCCGAAAUGAGACUACCUUCAAGCACAAGUCACAUGACCUGUCAACACUCUACCCUUAUGGUGACCCUGUACUGAUGGACUAUGACACUGCCGAGGUGGACAUCCUGGGAGUGGAUGGGGUUCUGUACAAAGGCCGAAUGAACAGCCAGACUGGGACUCGGAUUGGGGAGAAGGACCUGGCAGCUGUGAAGGUUUCGUAUGCCCCAGUUCAAAACAUGGGUGAUCGUGUGCGCACCGGAUCCUUACUUGCUCCAGGCUACCCCCCCUUGGGCCCCCGCAGCAACAUCAUCAGCUCUGCCACCUCUCCACAUUCUGCCGCAACAGUGGCUCAGCCGCCAUCCCUGCCACCGGUGCCACAGCUGCCGCCACUGAUCCCACUCUCAAAGGAUCUGCAGGAGGCCUCUGGAUCCGCCAGGCACUUGAAAUAGCUGCGGCUGGAGUCCCUAGCGAGCACACAGGUUGCGGAGGAGCACACCAACGCCCCGUAAGACACAAGCCUGUGACCCAACCACCAUGGGGUCCCCUUCACUCUAAAGAAAAGACCUGGGACCCUGGAUCAGACCCAAUAAAGGGUGCAGGGAUCCUGGAUAUAGGGGGAAGAGUCUGCAUAGGGGACCCAUGUUGACUCAGUGUUUAACUAUGUAUCUAAAAUACAAACCACACAAUCCUUGGCCAACAAUUUCAUGAAUAACACAGCUUUUGAGUGAAGUUUU
This is a messenger RNA of Peromyscus leucopus (white-footed mouse), 4257 nucleotides long. RefSeq names its product chromosome 8b C16orf96 homolog (gene C8BH16orf96). Bases 550 to 3972 code for a protein of 1140 amino acids. NCBI's taxonomy places the organism in Eukaryota, Metazoa, Chordata, Mammalia, Rodentia, Cricetidae. The record is from RefSeq and is a predicted model, not a curated record. The transcript has 16 exons.